UUGAUUCGAUUCGAUUCAGUUCUUGGCGGCCAACGCGUGUGAACGGCAGCACUUUUCCGAAACCCCGUCCCAAUAAAAGGGCGCCUACCAGGCAGCUAGAGGAACCCCAGAUGAACAAUUCGUAGAUCGUAGCGACCCAUGCAAACGAGUUGAACGUCGUCUCGGGAGGCUGAAACAGCAAAACAAACAAAAUCUGGAUUCUGUUCUUCGCGAUAAGAAAUUCGAAAUCGGAACGUUCAAAUGUCUACUACAGCUAGGUACAUUUAAUCGCUUUUGCAGUUUGGUCGUGUUCUACAUCGCAUCGGACCGAUAGAGGGAGAUUAAUCUGCUCGCGAAAAAUUAAGCCUUGAACUAAGCGCGGAGAGUGUGGUUCACCGUUAACGAAGUCAUCAAAGUGAAACGUAUUGCACCGUGUAUAGUAUUUAUUUAAUUUCAUUUAACCUCAAAGUGCAAUUAGAAGAGCGUGACAAACGGUUCUAUACCUAGUACUACUGCUGUUAGUGGCUUUGUUAGUGACCCCAGCGGAAGAAAUCCCAAAGAAAGUGCAAAAUGUCGUCGAAGAAAAUGUCAGACGGUCGUAUCGUGACCACGUACGAAUUUCCCGUCCGACCAGAGAAACAGACCUUCAAGCAGUUUUGCUACAACAGUUCUUCGGGAGAAAUUCUCGGCAGAACCACCAAAAGUUGGGGUCAGCUGGUCUUGUUCUACCUUGCCUUCUACGCCGUCCUGGCUGCAUUGUUUGCCAUCUGUAUGCAAGCCCUGCUCGCUACCAUGAAUCACGAGUACCCGAAGUGGCAGUUGGACGAAUCGCUGAUAGGAACCAACCCAGGGCUGGGCUACCGGCCAAUGCCGGCCGAUGUGGAGGAAGGUGCCAUGAUUCACUAUGCUGCCGCCAACAAGACCCAGGUGAAGGAAUGGGUCGGCCGGAUCGACGACUUCUUGGCUCCCUACCGGGAUCAAACGCUGCUUCCAGGCGGAGGAAAGAAUCAAAUGAUUUGUGAUUUCCAAAAGCGUCCCACCCCCGAAAACGUAUGCGCCUUCGAUGUUUCAAAACUGGGACCCUGCAAUACCGAGGAAGGAUACAGCUACAACAAAUCGGCACCGUGCAUAUUCAUCAAGCUGAAUCGCAUCUACGGCUGGAUGCCGGAGUUCUUCAGUGAUAUCAACGACCUGCCCGAAGACAUGCCCACCGAUUUGUCCGAUCACAUCAAAUCGCUGCCAGUGGAGGAUCGCAAACAGGUGUGGGUUUCGUGCAAUGGUUUGGCACCGGCGGACGUCGAAGCAAUUGGUCCCAUCGAGUACUUCCCGAACCGUGGCCUGCCUUCGUUCUACUAUCCCUACACCAACCGUCCCGGAUACCUGAGUCCACUGGUUGCGGUGCAUUUUGCACGUCCAGCAGUUAAACGCAGCAUCAACGUCGAAUGUCGCGUGUGGGCCAAGAAUGUUGUCUACCGUGGAGGCCAGCGUGAUCGACAAGGUUCGGUUAACUUCAUUCUGCUCAUCGACUAAUUCAAAUAAUUUGCUGGAACUGGGUAGCUUUUGUUAAUAAUCGAUGUAAGACGACGGACGCGGAUCAGGAACAUAAAAUGUGGACCAAACUUUACCAAUAGCACUGUUGCUAUUCAACUCGUAGGUUGUAUAUUAUUUCUUCACAUUGGUUGUUGUUGAUUGAUUUACCCAAAUCCAGAACAUUGACCACGUUCGUGAUGGUCAAUCUGAACUAUGUUGUAAUUUAAUGUGAAUCCAUAGAAGAAAUAUCUCCGAGUCAAUUGGAGUAACGAUAGACAAAGCUGGAAAAGUUGGCAAAUAAUAGGUAACUCCUUAUCCAGGACUCAAGCAAACCUAUUUACUUAAUUGAGAUGUGAUUAGAGAUAUAUUAGAACAAAGAGAAUGAGAAUAAAUUAUACGUAUUAGGAAGAA
Molecule: messenger RNA, 1920 nt
Organism: Aedes aegypti (yellow fever mosquito)
Lineage: Eukaryota; Metazoa; Arthropoda; Insecta; Diptera; Culicidae
Product: sodium/potassium-transporting ATPase subunit beta-2
Exons: 5
Coding region: 550-1509 (319 amino acids)
Biological process (GO): intracellular potassium ion homeostasis; sodium ion export across plasma membrane; potassium ion import across plasma membrane
Cellular component (GO): sodium:potassium-exchanging ATPase complex
Molecular function (GO): ATPase activator activity
Source: RefSeq, a predicted model, not a curated record